Dichomitus squalens LYAD-421 SS1 is the source of this 3480-nucleotide messenger RNA. RefSeq names its product Sec1-like protein. Gene Ontology annotation, biological process: endoplasmic reticulum to Golgi vesicle-mediated transport; intracellular protein transport. Lineage: Eukaryota; Fungi; Basidiomycota; Agaricomycetes; Polyporales; Polyporaceae. Gene Ontology annotation, molecular function: syntaxin binding. The record is from RefSeq and is a predicted model, not a curated record. The transcript is spliced from 13 exons. Gene Ontology annotation, cellular component: Golgi membrane; cytosol. Bases 72 to 2186 code for a protein of 704 amino acids.
CCGUUCUCGUUCUCGGUCUCGCCAAUCAGCUUCGGUCUCGUAGGCUCAAGACCCAGCUACCGGGUCCUGCAAUGGCAAGCACCGCACUCAAACAGGCGAGUGCAGUACCGCCAACUCUCCAGGAGUCCCAGACCAACGCCCUUUUGACUCUGCUCAACCUCAAUAAUCCGGUCGAGCCCUCAAGCAAUCCGAUUCAACCUUCCGGAAAAGGCACCGCUACUCUCAAGGUUGCGUCGCCAGCCGGUCCUCCAGUUUGGAAAGUCUUGGUACUCGACCAGUAUACGAAGGACGUCCUCGCCACCGUGCUCCGCGUACAAGAUCUCCGGGACGUCGGUGUGACUCUACAUGUUCAAUUGCACUCCAAUCGACCUCCAUUGCCAGACGUGCCCGCAGUCUACUUCGUUUCCCCGAACCUCACCAACGUCCGACGAAUAGCGCAAGACCUCGAAAAGGGCCUAUACGAGUCCUACCAUUUGAACUUCGUCGAACCGCUACCAAGAGCGCUGCUGGAGGAACUCGCAGCUGCAGUCGCGCGAGACGGGACUGGGGAACUGGUUGAGCAGGUGCUCGACCAAUACCUGUCCUUCAUCUCCCCUUCACCAUCCUUGUUCUCCCUUUUGCCUCCUGCGGAUGCUGCAUCCCCUUCAGCCCCCAAUGCGGUCGCCGGCCCUUCCACCUCAUCCCAGCCACAUUCCUCAUAUGCGCUCCUCAACUCUCCCUCUUCCACCGAGCAGCAAAUAGAGGAGGAGAUCGAACGCGUGGCGUCUGGCAUCUUCAGCGUGGUAGUCACCAUGGGUCAUGUACCGAUCAUCCGUGCACCCCGCGGCAAUGCUGCCGAGAUGGUUGCCAAGAAGCUCGAGCAGAAGAUUCGUGACGCCAUUCUAUCUUCCGCCCGAUCCCAUACUCCUUCACUAUUCGCCCAAGAUGCCUCGGGCCUCUCCAACCUCCAACGACCCCUCCUUCUCAUCCUCGACCGCAAUGUCGACCUCGUACCUAUACUCUCGCACGGAUGGACAUACCAAGCCCUCGCCUCCGACUGUCUGGAGAUGAAGCUGAACCGCGUUGUCAUCUCGAAGCCACAAAAGCGUUCAUAUGACCUUGACUCCAAAGACUUCUUCUGGGCCAAGAACGCUGCGAAUCCCUUCCCGCAAGUCGCGGAGGAUAUCGACACCGAGCUGAACAAGUACAAGCAGGAUGCUGCAGAGAUCACGCGCUCGACCGGCGUGAGCGACGUCAACGACAUCGCACAGAUGGACCUCUCAGCAAAUGCAGCGCAUCUCAAGACGGCCAUCACCGCGCUCCCCGAGCUCACCGCGCGCAAGGCCGUGCUCGACACGCACAUGAACAUCGCGACCGCGCUCCUCGAGGAGAUCAAGAAGCGCGGCCUCGACGAGCUCUUCUCCACCGAGGAGGCGAUCGGCAAGCAGACCGCCCAGGCGAUCCUCGAGGCCCUCCGCCACCCUAAGAACGGCGCCACCCCGACACCCACCGACAAGCUCCGCCUCGUCCUCGUGUGGUACCUGUCCGCGCCAGAUAGCGCCAUCACGAAGGAGGACGUGGCAGAGCUGGAGAAGGAGCUGAAGGCCGCGGGCGCGGACGUCGCCGCGUUCGACUACGUCCGACGGACGCGCGAGAUCUCCAAGAUGAUGGCGCCCAGUGCGCUCGGCGGGUCCUCCACUCCGGUUCCGGGCAACACCACUCCGGGCGGCGAGCUCUUCAAGGGCUUCAGCGCCCUAGGGAACAGGCUCACCGACAGGUUGAAGGACGGAGGUCUGGAGAACCUCAUCUCGGGAGUGAAGAACUUCUUGCCCGCGAACAAGCUCCUCCCUGUCACCCGCCUGACCGAGGCGCUCAUGGACCCGUCCGCGGCGUCCAACCAGUCGCUCCAGGAAACCGACGACUACAUCUUCCUCGACCCCCGCGCCUCGCGAAACCCCAACGCGGGACUCGGCAUCUCGGGUGUCGGUGCGCCCGGCCCCGGGGGCGCAGGGAGCGGUCGCGCACGCCGUAUGGCCUUCUCGGAAGGGAUCGUCUUCGUCGUAGGGGGAGCUGGAUAUGUGGAGUACGGCAACCUGGAGGAGUGGGCUAAGAGGACGGGCAAGCGCGUGACGUAUGGCGGCACUGAGAUCGUGGACCCCGGAGGAUUUGUGCAGGUAUUGGAAGCCCUUGGCAAGGCUUCGUCGUAGGCUUUAUCGACAUAAUGCCCCUUUACCCACUGUUACUAGUCGUGUUAUACUGCAAUGGAUGCCCUGCUGGUUUUCGGAUGACUCGGAGGACAUGUGUAGACACAGACUGAGCUGGAUUGUCCGGGAUGCUUACUACCAAGUAGAAUACUAUGCAAAAUACAUGUACAAGCGCGAUUAGAGUACAAUGCACGCAGCCAUAUCUCUUACUUCCGGCUGUUCUGACGGUUUGCGAGGAUUUGCACAAGCCGGAUGAAUAUGUUGAUCAUGUCGAGCUCGAGGGCGAUGGACUCCUUCAAUGGGUCGCGGGGCGCCCUGCCCUGCUCGGCCAUCCGAGCAUUGUGAAGGAUCUUCUGGGUGUCGAAGAGAACAAAGCCGCUGAAGACUGCAAGACCACCGUAGAGUGAGAUUGCCUCAGAUAUGGCCAGACCACGCAUUCCGAGGGGAAGAGCCAUGGGAGCAAGCGAGCUCAACGCGACAACGGUGACACCCGCGAGGAGAGGGCCACCCAUGUACAAGUACUUGUCGUUCUUCGCGGUAGCACCAACGUAGGACAAGGAGCCCACAACACCGCAUGUGUAGAGCGCCGCGCGCGAAAGGAUGGCUGGACUCACGAAGAACAGCGGGCUAAGUGUGGCCGCUUGACAAGCGUUGAAACCCAGCCAAAACGCGUGCUUCAAGACGGUGUUCUCCGGUGGGGUGUAUAUGGCACCCAUCAUUGUACCAAUGGAGCCGACCAAGCUCACCCCGAGGACAAGCCAAGGGUUGGCAGACAUUAUGCGGAACGCAACGCCGUUCUUGAACAUUGUACGGGCAGCGAGCGCGGUGAUUGCAAGACCUGCACCGGUGUACUGGAAACUCUCAUGUAGGUACGAUCGCUCAGCUGGAGAAAGUGCAUCGCGAGUCUCGCGGUUGAGGAUAGCGUUUGUAGCAAGGAUUGUUCCUGCAACCGCUGCUCCCGUGAUUGCAUACCGCCUCCACGCCUCCGAUUGGGUUGGCCUGUAUACAACAGGCUUUGCAUCUGUCAGGAAAUUACGAGACUGUCUUGCGAAUGGCGAUGGCGACAAAGGAGAACGCUUGAGGGAUGAAAGAACGUUUGGCCGGAAGACACUAUAGAACCGGAUACUCUGCACUUGAGACUGCCGGGCUGCCUGUGCGAACCCAGAGGGACCAAGUGGACGCAUUGCCGUAAUAAAGCUCAUACGUAGCAUUUCGUGAAAAGAUGAAGCGUAGAGUCGAGGCAAAAGGGAUGUAGGUGAGGAUAGAAAAGAGCAGUUGCUGAAGUAGCCGGGGACUG